Penicillium longicatenatum is the source of this 2007-nucleotide messenger RNA. RefSeq lists its product as uncharacterized. The record is from RefSeq and is a predicted model, not a curated record. NCBI's taxonomy places the organism in Eukaryota, Fungi, Ascomycota, Eurotiomycetes, Eurotiales, Aspergillaceae. The transcript has a single exon. The coding region runs from base 1 to 2007 and encodes 668 amino acids.
AUGGAGUUUAUCAUUGGAACGGCCCUCGCUGGCAUCCCUAUCGUUCUCGAGGUUUACGAUCGUUACUGGGAUUUCUCAGAAGGCCUGAGCACCUUCAGGCACCAUUCGAGGGAGUUGACCAAAUUGGACACAAUUAUGAAGACACAGAAGACACUUUUCAGAACGAAUGUCAUCAAGUUGCUCACAGCAAUCACGAAUGAUCCGGAGAAGGCUCGGAGUUUGCUCUCUGACAGCCGAGAAAAACUGCAGAAGCUAAAACUUCCCAUCUCCUAUGACAGCACUCGCAUCGAAUCACUACAAGAGUUGUUCGGGAGUUGGAAAUCUACACUUGAGCUUGUCUCGACAACAGCAACAGCUAUAUGUCUUGAGGUGGAAAGCCUUGGAGCAAGUAAUACGGGAUCCUUUGGAAAGCGAUUCCGGCUUUGCUGGAAGAAAAAUGAAGUGCAAACUUCAAUACAAGAGCUUCGUGACUUCACGGCUGACUUCAAUGAAUUAACGACACGGAUUGUCAGCGAGCUCGAGCAGAUUCGAGGCAUUGCUCUCCCAACCCAGGGGAUUACGAUGCGGCAGAAAGCAAGCCAGUUGAAUGGACUUGAAAAAUACCGCCAGAUUCGAUCUGCAUCGUCCAGACUGUAUAAUGUCUUUGCUUUACGAUGGUCUUGUGCAAGACAUACGAAGCAUGCCGCAAGUAUCUCGCUCAUUGACGAAAGCAAAUCAAUUAAGUUGGAAAAGGCAGAAGAUGGUGUCAGGUUUGAUGUUGCCAUCGACUACGAGGCUGAUUCGCCAACGUGCAGAGAGAUGCCAAUUUGGUUGGAAAUUAAGGCAACCCAUGAAGGCUGUUUAGACACAUCAUUAUGCAAGACUGAACUCGUUGAUUAUGAGCCCGACAAUGCCUGGACCGAUGUUAUGGAAAAGAUAACGAAGCAUUCUCAGCCAAUGAUCAUCAAACAAGUCGAAAGGCCCCCAAAGAGAAGUAUUGGGAGAUUAUUUCCUCUCAAGCCCGACGACUUUGGUCCUGCGGCUGUAAAUAGCGGUUCCAGCACCAUCGUACAGGGGACAGCGGAUGAUGAUGAUGACCAGAAUGAAGACACUCCCCUGGCCUCCAUUUCAACUAAAACCAACCAUCCCACCACUUCUGAUUCAAUGAUUGACCUUGAUUUGAUUGAAAACUUUUGCUACCACUUCCAAGUUCUAGAACCCGUAAGUUCAAAUACCUGUGUCGGCUACAUCCAGGAGGUCGGUCUUCACCGUUUCUACCUCCCGCCUCUCGGCCGCCGGCCAUCGGAGCAGCAAAAGUCCUUGGCGGAUAUUAUCACAUGGAUUUCAGAAGACGAAUUAUCUCGCGAUCUGCCGAGAACAGCUGUUGCACAUAUCGCUAGCUCCCUCGCGGUUGCCGUUCUACAAUACCAUUCCACACCAUGGCUUCCUGAUAGCUGGCAUAGCAGUCAGGUCCGGUUCUUCGGAGUUGAAGAGCUUUCAGGGGACACUGAUGGAAUCUCAUCCAUGACGCCGUAUCUGAGGGUCGAGUUCUCGAAGUCGGACAAAGGGGAAGACCGGCCCAUGACAGCAAUGGCUACCAGUAUGGCUUUCACGACUACCAGCGCCAAUCACACCAGUUCCUUGAAAUCUGGCCAUGCUCUUGUACCUGCAUCCAUAGUCCUUGCCCGGAAUGAGCUUCUCUUCCGUUUUGGCGUCGUUCUCCUUGAGCUGGGAUACUGCCAGCCAUGGCCACAACUUCGACAACGCGUACUUAAAGCCCUGCCACCACAAAAAAAAACUGAUUAUCAUGCCGCUGAAAAGCUUGCCCAAACACCGUUUUUGCGCAAUCGUAUGGGGCCAAAAUUCAUGAAAAUUGUGCGCAAGUGCCUAGGGUGCGACUUUGGGCUAGGGGAAAGUGACCUAGCAAAUGAGCAGCUUCAGGGUAUGUUCCUUGUGGAGGUGGUAAAGGAGUUGCAAGGAAUAGAAAGAGGUUUAAAGGCACUGGAAAUGCAUUCGUCAAAGGGGUAA